UACAAAACUAUUAUCCUGCACUCUUCGUUACCUCCUUCCCUCUCUAGCUAAACUUAAAACUCUCUUUAAUUGUGUACUGAAAAAGAUGGCUUCUCCUACGCUAUUGACUCCAACUUCGAAACCCAGAUCCCUGAUCAGUUCCAAAUUCGCGAGCACCACAAUCGCGGCUGCUGCUGUCACUCCCAACACUACCACUGCAAAAAUACUUAAACCAGCGGGUCGUCGCGAAUUCGUAGCGCUAAUCGCCGGAAUCAUCUCUCCUGCAUUGCUGUUCCCAGUGUCUCCAGCUUCGGCAGAUACGGAUGAAGAGUAUGUUAAGGAAACAGCUGAGGUAAUAAACAAGAUUAGAACAACAAUUAGCAUGGACAGGAAUGAUCCUAAUGUAGCAAAUGCAGUAACUGAUUUAAGAGAAACUUCAAACUCAUGGGUAGCCAAGUACAGAAGAGAAAAGUCUCUGUUAGGCCGAGUUUCUUUCCGGGAUAUGUACUCGGCGCUUAAUGCUGUAUCAGGACAUUAUGUUAGUUUUGGUCCCACUGCGCCGCUUCCAGCUAAACGUAAGGCCAGAAUCUUAGAAGAGAUGGAUUCAGUUGAGAAAUCUCUACAAAGGGGGAGGUAGAACAAGGUCUCGUUUCGCUCUCUCUUUAUACAGUUGAUUUUCAUUUUUGUGUAAUCAAUUAAGUUUGAGGAUACAGUUGAUUUUCAUUUGAAGGAUGAAGACGAGAGAAGUUUAUUAAGUUCAAUUUGAUUGUGUAGCUAUAUAUUAUCGGUAUAUGAAACAUCGGUGAUCAUGAGUGAAAUGUUGGAUAAUUAAUUUGUUGCAUUUUGGAUAUUGAUUCCACAGUUUAAGGAACAUUAUUAUAGUUAUGAAACGGAACUACUAAAGAUGACCUGAAUAUUUAACAGCAUAAUUCUCUUCCGGUCAGCUAAAAAGGCUUUUUAAUUUUAGAGUGAUGUAUAUUUUGUGUUUAAGAGUUAAACAGUUAGUACUUUCGCUCUUUUGCA
This is a messenger RNA of Papaver somniferum (opium poppy), 1002 nucleotides long. RefSeq names its product photosystem II repair protein PSB27-H1, chloroplastic-like. Lineage: Eukaryota; Viridiplantae; Streptophyta; Magnoliopsida; Ranunculales; Papaveraceae. Gene Ontology annotation, biological process: photosystem II assembly; photosystem II repair. The transcript has a single exon. Gene Ontology annotation, cellular component: chloroplast thylakoid lumen; photosystem II. The coding region runs from base 86 to 616 and encodes 176 amino acids. The record is from RefSeq and is a predicted model, not a curated record.